UAAACUCCCAUCUUUAUUUAUUACUCUAUCCAAACUCCUUUUUCAUUGGCUUCUAGGAUCUUCCUUUUAAAAUUCCCACUUUUCACUUUGACUUCUUCUAAUUUUGUAAGUCGACCACCAAUAGCUAGCUAUUCAAACAUCAUCACCAGAUUCAUUUUUCGAAUAUGAAGUUUUUUAAUUGGAUGCAUAACAAGAUCAAUGGGGGACAAGGAAUCAGGAUGUCUAAUGUUGUUCCAAUUACCACAAAUCAUAUAAAUGAAGAGUUCAAAGAUUGGCCAGAUUCAUUGUUGGCAAUUGGAACAUUUGGCAAUAGGAGCAGUGAUCUCAAAGAAAGUAGACAACCAGAACAGAGCAAAUUACACGUAAAAAACGAUAUGGAAGACUAUGAGCAAACUUCUUAUUCUCCAGAUUUAGCAGAAUUCACACCUGAAGAAGUCGGGAAAUUACAAAAAGAGUUAACAAAAUUAUUAUCAAGAAAACCACCAAUUACUGCUGAUGUUAAAUCUGAAUUAGUCGAGAUCAAGAACAAUCCUGCUAGUGAUGAUGACGACGAUGAUGAUAUUCUUCCGUUGGACAGAUUUCUUAAUUGUCCCUCGAGUUUGGAAGUUGAUCGUAGGAUUACUUCAAGCAGAUUUAGCAGUACUAAUUGCUCGGAGAAUUUUGAUUACGACGAGGAAGAAAUCGAUAGAGCAAUAAGAGUGAUCUUAGGUAGAUGCAAGGAUGUCUGUAGUAAACAGAACAAAAAGAAAUUAAUUGGGAAGAAAUCAAUUUCUUUCCUUCUCAAGAAAAUGUUUGUUUGUACAAGUGGUGGUCUUGCUCCUGCUCCUAAUUUACGUGACACAUUUCCCAAAUUAAAAAUGGAGAAGCUUUUGAGGACAAUGCUUUCCAAGAAAAUACAUCCCCAAAAUGCCCCUCGCACAUCAACAAAGAGAUAUUUAGAGGACAAAUAUCCACAAAGAGAAGAGCAAGAAGAGAAAAAAUGCUAUGAUGGAUCAAAAUGGGUGAAGACUGAUUCUGAUUUUAUAGUCUUGGAAAUGUAGAUAACGCCUCUUUGCUAGCUGUUCCAUUUCAAGAAACGUCGACGUAUUUUAUGAUAUUAUAAAAUUAUUUAGGAAAGGGUCAAAUUUAUUUAUGUACUAUUCAAUGUAACUUUGUCCUUUGUUAGACUUUUGUUCUAUUAUUAUCCACGUUAAAAGUCUUGUUUUUGUCUUGAACCUUUACUAUGGGGUGAAGACGAUAUAAUCACCUUUUCCUAACGGAAGGAUAAUAUUAGACCAAAAAUCUUGUAACUAGUAUAGGGGCAAAUUUGAACAUUUUCCCAAUAUUUUCUUCAAUCUUGUUUUGGUUUUCUUCAAUGAAAACCUUAAUGCCCCCCUCCAAUAUUGUACAAAGACAACUUUAUCCUUUUUUUCAUGGUGGUAUCCGUUAAUGGAUGCAACACAUGUUGUGUGAUGUUUUUAUAAAAGAAAAUCUUGUGAUUUGUACUGAUC
Messenger RNA from Solanum dulcamara, 1490 nucleotides. Its product is annotated as protein NEGATIVE GRAVITROPIC RESPONSE OF ROOTS-like. Bases 165 to 1040 code for a protein of 291 amino acids. Gene Ontology annotation, biological process: gravitropism; regulation of growth. The transcript is spliced from 5 exons. The record is from RefSeq and is a predicted model, not a curated record. Lineage: Eukaryota; Viridiplantae; Streptophyta; Magnoliopsida; Solanales; Solanaceae.